Ictalurus furcatus (blue catfish) is the source of this 6247-nucleotide messenger RNA. RefSeq names its product NLR family CARD domain-containing protein 3-like. NCBI's taxonomy places the organism in Eukaryota, Metazoa, Chordata, Actinopteri, Siluriformes, Ictaluridae. The record is from RefSeq and is a predicted model, not a curated record. Gene Ontology annotation, molecular function: protein binding. Bases 2276 to 3532 code for a protein of 418 amino acids. The transcript is spliced from 8 exons.
GAAAGUAGUAGAUGAAUAAAGUAAACAUUGCUCAUGGUUAUUAAGAGAUAUUAGCUUAUUGGGUUGAGUAUUUUAUCUAUCCUGCAUACUCAAAGUAGAGCUAUUAAUAAAGAUAAAUCAGGUUGAUUUUGAUUAUAUCUGGAUCAGGAAAAUUCAUUACAUUAACAGAGCAGAGAUGACCAAAGAAUUUAAAGAUGGAGGCCUACAAGCCAUCGGUUUUAAUUGUAUAAAUGGGACCUUGAAAAUUAAUUGGUUAAAACCUUUCCUCAACAACAACAACUUCUGGUUCCAUAUUCCCAGAGAAAUAUUUAAGAAAUUGGGAGGGAUCAGAUUUUUACUUAGAUAUGAUUUCACUAUUCAAUGUUUACUGAUUAAAUUAUCGCAGCUUCACCAGCAGGUCAUGUUAUAUUGGAAACAGUUGCACCUCCAGGAUUAUUUUCAAUGCUGUAAUUACAAAACUAAAAGAUCGGAGACGCCCACUUUGAAGAUAAAACCUUUCGUAGCAUGUGAAAAUGCGCUGUUAUAUUUUUACUGUUUUACUGCAGAAUCACAUAAAAUCCACCAUUAAAUAUUGUUCAUUUACACACACGCGCACACACACACACACACACACACACACACACACACACCAAGGCCCUUCCUGCUCUGCAGAAUAAACCAGAUAAACCAGUUAGACGGUGUCAGUAAAAGUAAAACUAGGCAGCUCCAUUUUGUGUCGAGGGGAAAAUAAACCAUUUCAGGAGUAAAAACACAGGUUUGAUUUAACACACCGAUGUUGGAGUGAAGUAAACGUGUGUCCUGCUGUAAUCUGGAGAAGGAGACAUGACCUCCAACAUGAGUGUGUCUGGAGAACAGGACUUAAAGAAAGACGAGAGAAUGAUGGAGGGAAAGAGAUCAGACUCACCAGAACCCAGCUGUGUGUCCAUGAAGAGUGACCGGUCAAUGGAUCCUCCACUUACGUUCAGAGACGGAGCCAGUUCUCCUGAUGUGAGACCACAAAAGAAGAAAUCAAACAUCAGCAGAAAUCAGCUGGACUCCAUAUUCAAGGUGUGUGUGUGUCUUUUUAAUAUGUGUAACUUGUGUGUGAGUAGGUUGCAGGUUUUUUAUUUAAGAUAAUGAUGGUUCACAGGUUUAUCGAUGUGCAGCAGCAUUAUGGGUAAUCAGACAGAAUUUCAGUUGUAACUGCGGUAAUAGAAAGAGACUUUUCUUCUUUUCAUAAAAUAAAAGCAUCUCUCAGUGUGUAACAUUAUAAUAUUUAGAUGUGUUCCUGUGUGUUUCUAACCAGGAGCUGGAACACAAAGUCAUCACUCUGAUAAAGAAUGAGCUGAAGAGGUUUAGAAAGGUCCUGAGUCCAGAUUACCCAGCAUGCACUGAGAGGGAGGUGGAGGAUGAGGAGGAUCUGCACAGUGUCAGAGAGGGAGCGCUGAAGAUCACACUGCACGUCCUGAAGAACAUGAACCACACAGAUCUCGCUAACACACUGCACAACAAGUCUGUGGCCUCUGUGUAUCAGACAGAGCUGAAAUCCAGCCUGAGAGAGAAGUUUAAAAGAAUUAAUGAAGGAAUCUCACAGCAUGGAAGGUCAGCACUUCUGAAUGAGAUCUAUACAGAUCUCUACAUCACAGAGGGUUGGAGUGGAGACGUCAAUAAUGAACAUGAGGUGAGACAGAUUGAGACAGUGUCCAGGAGACCAGCAACACAGGAGACACCCAUCAAAUGUAAUGAGCUCUUUAAAGACAAGUCCAUCAGAAGAGUGCUGACUAAAGGAGUUGCUGGAAUUGGAAAAACAGUCUCUGUGCAGAAGUUCAUUCUGGACUGGUCUGAAGGAAAAGCAAAUCAGGACGUCACCUUCAUGUUUCCACUUCCCUUUAGAGAGCUGAAUCUGAUGAAGCAGAGAAAUCUCAGUCUGAUGGAGCUUCUUCAUCACUUUUUCCCAGAAAUGAGAAAACUAGAAUUACUAGACUCCUACACAGUGGUGUUGAUCUUUGAUGGUCUGGAUGAGUGUCGACUUCCUCUAAAUUUCCAGAAGAAUGAGAGAUUAUGUGAUGUGACAGAGUCAGCCUCGGUGGAUGUACUGCUGACAAACCUCAUCAAGGGGAAUCUGCUUCCCUCUGCUCUCCUCUGGAUAACCUCUCGACCAGGAGCAGCCAAUCAGAUCCCUCCUGAGUGUGUAGACCAGGUAACAGAGGUACGAGGCUUCAGUGAUCCUCAGAAAGAGGAGUAAUUCAGGAAGAGGAUCAGUGAUCAGAGCCUGGCCAAUAAAAUCAUCACACACAUGAAGUCUUCAAGAAGCCUCUACAUCAUGUGCCACAUCCCAGUCUUCUGCUGGAUCUCAGCCACUGUUCUAGAGAGAGUGUUGGGUGAAGCAGAGAGUGGAGAGGUCCCCAAGACCCUGACUCAAAUGUUCACACACUUCCUGAUCUUUCAGAUCAAACACAAGGACCAAAAGUACCAUCAGAAAUGUGACCCUGAUCCUCAGCAGACCAGAGAGAGUAUCCUGGCACUGGGGAAACUGGCUUUCCAACAGCUGGAGAAAGGAAAUCUGAUCUUCUAUGAGGAAGACCUGAGAGAGUGUGGCAUUGAUGUUGGAGAAGUGGCAGUGUACUCAGGAGUGUGUACCCAAAUCUUCAGAGAGGAGUUUGGGCUUUACCUGGGGAAAGUGUUCAGCUUUGUACAUCUGAGUGUUCAGGAGUUUCUGGCUGCUUUAUACACAUUUCUCUCCUUCAACAGCAGAAAUGUAUCAGAACAAACCACUGAUCUGUCUGAUCUUUUCAGAAAGUCAAUAAUGUCUGAUCUCCUCAGGAGUGCAGUGGACAAGGCCUUACAGAGUGAGACUGGACACCUGGACCUGUUCCUCCGCUUCCUUCUGGGUCGCUCACUGGAGUCCAAUCAGACUCUCUUACGAGGCUUAAUGCCCCAGACAGGAAGCAGCUCUCACAGCAAACAGGAAACAGUCGAGUACAUCAAGGAGAAGAUCAGGGAGAAUCCAUCUCCAGAGAAAUCCAUCAAUCUGUUCCACUGUCUGAAUGAACUGAAUGAUCAUUCUCUAGUGCAGGAAGUACAGACUUACCUGAACAGAGGAGGUGACCGUCGUCUCAGGAGAACCAGACUCUCUCCUGCUCAGUGGUCAGCAGUGGUGUUUGUGUUACUGAACUCAGAUCAGGAGCUGGAUGAGUUUGAUUUGAGGAAAUAUGACCGAUCAGAGGAAUGUCUUCUGAAGCUGCUGCCAGUGGUCAAAGCCUCCAGAAAAGCUGAGCUGUGUGGGUGUAAUCUGACAGAGGAAAGCUGUAGAGUUCUGUCCUCAGUUCUCAGCUCAAACUCCUCCAGACUGAGAGAACUGAACCUGAGUAAGAAUAAACUGCAGGAUUCAGGAGUGAAGCUGCUCUCUGCUGGACUGGAGAAUCCACACUGUGCACUGGAGACACUCAGACUGUGUGUGUGUAAUCUGACAGAGGAAAGCUGUAGAGUUCUGUCCUCAGUUUCUCAGCUCAAACUCCUCCAGACUGAGAGAACUGGACCUGGGUUACAAUAAACUGCAGGAUUCAGGAAUGAAGCUGCUCUCUGCUGGACUGGAGAAUCCACACUGUACACUGGAGACACUGAGGAUGUAUAACUGCAGUAUUACAGAUGAAGGUUGUGCUGCUCUGGCUUCAGCUCUGAGGUCAAACUCCUCAUCACACCUGAGAGAACUGGAUCUGAAGGGUAAUAAUCCAGGAGAAUCAGUAGUGAAGAUGCUCUCUGAUCUACUGAAGGAUCCACACUGUAAACUGGAGACAUUAUAGUGAGUUACUGACUUACUGUCUCUUUACUCUACUGUAUCAUACUAAAUAAUGUGUGUGUGUGUGUUGGUGUUCAUGCUGAUGUUGUGUGUUUACACUGAUGCUCUUCUGUCUUUCAGCAUUAAGAAUAAUAAACUCACCAGGACUGGGGUAUGACAGGAGUCUCACCUCAAACCUCUUCUCCAGGAUGACGCAGUUUUGGUGAAGAGUUAGAAUCCGUCCCACAUUUCCAGCAGUUUGGGAAAUGAAUCAUUAAAAUUAUAGGGACAGAGCAGAUACAAAGUCAAGAACAGGCAGAAGGUCAUACACAGGAGAAAUCAACACACGUAACGAAAUAUCUGCUGUACAAAGCAACGGCAAUGAUCUGCCCCGGGCAUGGAGACUGACGAGGCUUAAGUACACGUCCGGAAAUGUACAGCCAACUGAUCCCAAAGUACGAGGCAGGAGCAGGCAUGUUAAUGGUAAAUGGUCUGCACUUAUAUAGCGCUUUUUUGACCUUAGUGGUUCCGAAGCGCUUUACACUGUUUCACAUUCAUGAGGCUUGUGCCAAAGAGUAGAUGUGAAAAUACAGUGGAAAAUUUCCCUUGCAACAUGCCAACCUUUGCUGUGACAUGAACAGUGUCUUGGUCAACCCAGGAGAUGAUUCAGAAAAGUGCCUAUGCACCAGUGUAUGUUCAGCAUGCAUGGAGGCACAAAUCAAUACACUCGUGCGCAUCUCUCUAAUGGCCUGAUGAGGUCCAUGUCAAUUCUUUCAACUGGGACCUUGAAUAAAGGUAAUGGGCACAAUGGUGCUAUUGGGGUGGCCAGUGGAUUUGCAGCUGAAAUUAGUAGCCUGGUAACAAUUGCUUCCACAGCUCCUUUUUGAUGCACCAGUCGACUUAACACUACCCAUAUGAGUUGAUGUUUGGCCAAAAACCUAAGCUACCAGUGGAUAGUUUGCUUGAUGGUAGUGAAGAAGGGGAAGGAGAUAGUGCCCACUCAGAUUGGGUGGCCCAACACCAAAAGUAUUUGACCUCCAUUUAUACCAGUUCCUGAAGGCACUUGGAGACUGUGGUCAUUCAUCAUAGGACCAAUUGCCCUGACUCAGUAGCAGUACUACCCCCUGGCACUUUAGUGUAUUGUAAGAAUCAUUUUCAUGGUUGCCAUAAGAUUCAGGAUGUCUGGUGCUCCACUAUGUUUGAGAUUGUGACCUACAUUGAUGAAGUGGGAACGCUGUAUAAGAUCAGACCACAUGGAGAAGAUGGCCCCAUUAAAACUGUCCAUUGCUAAGAACUUAAGUCUGUUCUUACCUGGCAAAAAUAUGCCAGGUAAACCAAUGGGUCAGGUCUACUGGCCCUUUCCAGUCCCAGGAAUGAGUAGAGCCAGAAGGACCUAGAAUUGGAGAUUAUUCACAAGUGCCCACAGUCCACACGAGAACGGGUGUAAGGAACUCUGAGGGUCAAGUCCACGUUGAUUCUAGUUCUCAGCUCUCAGUACUUCAGUCUAGUCCAACAGGGGUACAAAAUAAUUACUCUGUCAUGAGUAUAGGUUCAUCUUUAGCGUCUCAACCCCAGGUGACCACACGAGAGCAAGAGUUGAAUUUAGAAACUUCUCUAGAUCUUCAUAUAGCUCAGUCACUUGAUCAGUCAGGAAUGGGUUUAGUUUCUAGGACAUCCUUUAGGCGUUCUACUCCUGGGACUCUGUGUUCACCGGGAUGGUGACCAUUAAAGGUAGGGGUGAAUUUGGCAAAGUUGGUUGGAGGUGCUGUUGCGCAUGCCCACUAGAGGGUGCACUGAUUCUUUAUAUGCAUCACUUCCUGUCUAUAGAACCAUGUCCAGUGCUUGAAUCCUGUGCUACACUGUGAUUGUUGGUUGCUGGAAGAACAAGUUCCAAAUGUGUGUUAUAAAUGUGCCAACGCCAUUUAUACCUACCUGGACAGGCUAUUAUUUCGGGGGCUUGGUAGCAUGUGGUCAUAAUUUGUCUCCAUCGCAUUGAUUGUGUGUGGGUGUGAAGAUGGGAAAAAAAACAACAAUACCAUCAAACCCAUAUGUGCUUGUUGAAUAUCCCAUUAUAGAUUUAGUCCCCCUUUGCUGUUAUAAUAACCUCCACUCUUCUAGGUAAUCUUUCCACUUUAUUUUGGAGCAUGGCCUUUGGGAUUUGUGUAUUUGAGCAUGCAUUUCACCUCCUGAAGAGGAGACUAAAGGGGGAAACCCCUCAAAACAAACAACAACUGAAAGAAGCUGUGGUAAAAGCCUGGAAAAGCAUCACAAAAGAAGAGUGAUGUCAGUGGAACGCCGCUUGAUUAUUUAUUGCAAGGAAGGGAUAUGCAACUAACUAGUGUUAUCUACUUUGAUUUCCUUGAAGACUUUCUGUUCCAAUAUUUUUGCUCACCUCAAAAUGUUCUAAGCUGUUUAACACAUCUAGAUGUAUAUAACAGGAAAUUAAAGCUUCAAUUUUGAUCCGUUGUCUCAUAUUCAUCUUUUGAACUC